This is a messenger RNA of Sphaerodactylus townsendi, 3346 nucleotides long. It is a transcript of the gene POLI, whose product is annotated as DNA polymerase iota. The coding region runs from base 43 to 2259 and encodes 738 amino acids. The transcript has 10 exons. The record is from RefSeq and is a predicted model, not a curated record. Lineage: Eukaryota; Metazoa; Chordata; Lepidosauria; Squamata; Sphaerodactylidae. Gene Ontology annotation, molecular function: damaged DNA binding; DNA-directed DNA polymerase activity. Gene Ontology annotation, biological process: translesion synthesis.
GGGAGGCGGCGCCGGAUUCCCGGUGCGCAGAAGCGGCGUAAAAUGGAGAGCUGCGGAGAAGAGGACGAGGAGGCGCCCGAACCGGAUUGGUGGCUCCCGGAGCCCCGCGGCAGAUUCGGGAGCGUCUCGUGUAAACCCGCUAUCUUGGGGGUGCGGGCUGUUCAUGGCAACAUGAUGAGAUCUGGAAGCGAUCUGCGUCGGGUCAUAGUACACUUGGACCUGGACUGUUUUUAUGCGCAGGUUGAAACCAUCUGUAAUCCUGAAUUAAGAGGCAAGCCUUUAGGUGUGCAGCAGAAAAACCUGCUCAUCACCUGUAAUUAUGAAGCCAGGAAACUCGGAGUGAAGAAAACCACGACUGUCAAGGAAGCAAAAGAAAAGUGCCCAGAACUCUUGCUGGUUAAAGGAGAAGACUUGACGAAAUACAGGGAGAUGUCUUACAAGGUUACAGCACUGUUGGAAGAAUUUACGCCGCUGGUGGAAAGGCUUGCAUUGGACGAAAACUUUAUGGACGUCACUGAGAUGGUAGAGAAGAGGCUGGAAGAGUGGGGAAAGGAUGCUUUUUCUCAAAUGCCUGUCUCUGGUCACGUCUACGGUAACCGGACUGUCAGUCUGCACGAUCUGGCACACGUGAAGUUGGCGAUUGGAUCUCAGAUAGCGGCGGAGAUGAGAGAAUCCGUGCGCUCCAGGCUGGGCCUUACGGGUUGUGCUGGCAUAGCUUCUAACAAGCUGCUAGCCAAGAUGGUGUCUGGGACCUUCAGACCAAAUCAGCAGACGAUCCUGUUACCCGAGAGCCGGCGGGAUUUGAUAGCCCACCUUGACAACAUAAAGAAAUUGCCAGGUAUUGGGUCUAAAACUGCACAACGCCUUGCAGCGCUAGGACUUACCACCAUUUGCAGCCUCCAGAUGUGUCCAGCUGCAGUACUAGAGAAAGAGCUAGGCGUUUCGGCUGCACGGACUCUACAGAAAGUGUGUCGUGGAGAAGACGAUGUUCCAGUUACCCCAUCUGGGCCUCCUCAGUCUCUAAGUGAUGAAGAUUCCUUUAAAAAGUGCUCUUCGGAAGUGGAAGUUGAAAAGAAAGUGGGAGAGCUGAUUGCUAGCCUUUUGGUCAGGUUGUACAAGGAUGGAAGAAAGCCACAUACAAUAAAAUUAACCCUUCGCAAGUGUAUUACCAAUCGAUGGCUUAAUCGGGAGGGCCGCCAGUGUCCAAUUCCACCUCAUGUGGUCCAGAAGAUUGGAACAGGUGACUCAAGUGUCCAGAAUCAACUAGUUGCCUUAGCUAUGAAACUAUUUCACAAGAUGAUAAAUGUGAAAGUUUUGUUUCAUAUAACCCUUCUGAGUGUCUGCUUCUCCAACCUGAAAGACGCUCCUGCUUCUGCCAAGCAGUCAAUUGGAUUUUAUUUGACUCGUCCAUCUUCGUCCAACUGCAACAAACUUGUUCAUAAAACGGAAGACGGCAGUGGGGAACUUGCAACUCCAAAAGGUCAAGAGAGGGGCUGUGAAAGCUUACUGGCAGAAAGAAGCAGAAGCGUGACGCAAAUGCCGCCAGAGACUCCAGACGAAACCAGAGGUCUUGAAUUCCCAGCUCACUUGCUUCCUGCCGGUAUUGACCAUGAUGUGUUCAAUCAACUUCCAAGGGAAAUUAAAGAGGAAAUUAUUUCUAGCCCAAAAAAGGAAAGCAGUGCAGCAGGAAAUGUUCUGAGUCAGUCAUUAUUUGCUUCACAGGAAGAGCAGUCAAAUAAGGCACCGGACCAAACAAACUGUGCUCCUCUGUGUUCUAGGGACGGUCAACGAAACAUCUUUGCUUUGGUGCCAUCAGAAAUUGUACCCCCCUGUGGAGCAUCACCCAGGUCUGCUCCCAGGUGCCUUGGUCCACAGCAUGGACCUCUUGAGGUGGCUGCGAAUGCAUCGGGAAGCGAGCACUUGACAUGCACGGCUUUUAAAAGCUCAUCCCCGCUUCAGUCUCCGUUUCACCAAGCCGGCAUUCCAGAGCUGCAGAAGCAAACUGGUGACAGAAGUCCCUGUGAUGGAGAUUGGAAAGGAGGGUCAAAAGGUGUCCUCCCUUCCAGCGUGGAUGCCAAAACGUUUUCCGAGCUGCCUGCAGAGAUACAGAAGGAACUGCUGGUGGAAUGGGAGAGCCGGGAACCAGUUUCCAAGACGCGUACCGCAGUGACUCCCACCAAGUUCAAAACGAAAAAAACAGUCGGCCGGCCUUCACCUCAGCAGUCAAACAGCUUAUUAAGAUAUUUUAAACCAGCCUGACUAUGGCGCGCGUUUGGCCCAGCAGUCGUUUGGAUACAACUGUAAUGUAAUGAGGCGGAAAGCCAAUCCAGCAUUUAGUCAAGUUGUAUGUUUGAGUGAAUCUGGAACAAUAAUGUGAUAUUUGUGGCUAGCUGGAUCUCCUCAGGAAGUCUGACAGCCCAAAAGGAAAGGCCUUUUCUUUGAAUAAGGGGAUUGGAUCCUAAAUAACAUUGGCAGAGUGCACUGUGAGGUCUUUGAGCCCUAAUUUCCUCAGACUUAGGCCCUUUCCCCACUUACCUUUGUCCGAGGGUUGCUGCAUGCAAUUCCCAGUGUGCGUAACUCCUGGCACGCGCCCCGGCUUCCCCACAACCCCGCGCUUGCAGGGUCAUCAAAAGGCGCCAUUUCAAAAGCCGCCAGGAAUUACGCGCUGAGGGGGCGCGAGAGAGGCAGCGUUGGGGCGGCUGCGUUCUCGCCGCCCCUGAAAUGGGGAGUGCAGCUGGACCCCGCGCUACUUGAGGAGAGUAGCGCGGGGCUUAAGGUAAGUGGGGAAAGGGCCUAACACAACUCAGUCUUGUUGGAAUGUGUCAGUUGUGUCCUCCUUCAGGUGUUAUGCUAAAUCCGUAACGAAUAAGAUAAGAAUAUGCAUAUUUGGAAAAACAUGUACCAUGGCAGGGCAUAUACACCAGACUUCAUAUAGGGAUGGCAGUGAAAUACUUCCUGUGCUUAAGUGCCUAAAAGUGAAGCUAGGCUAGAAUUUUGCAAUGCACUAUUUUUCUACCUGGUAGGAUAUUUUUUGAAUUUUAUUUUGUUAAUAUACAGGAGUGCUUUGUGUCUGAAAUUGGGAUGGUGGGGAGGGGGAGGGAUUUGCUUUGGUUAUAUACAAGUUCUGAUACCCUCAUAUACCUCUUGCUUUUUUAAUUUAAAAAACCCGCAAUUCUUGUGAAAUUUCCAGAUUUGGAAAAACUCAUUUGGAGAGCUGUGUAGGCCUAUUUCAUUUAUUCCAGAUUGUAGUGGAAUCCCUAGACCACAGGUGUCAAACUCGCGGCCCUCCAGAUGUUAUGGACUACAGUUCCCAUCAUCCCCUGCCAGCAUGAUGCUGGCAGAGGAU